GCUUCGGCACCCGGCGCCCCGCCAUGGAGCAGGGCUCGGCUGGGGGGGCUGCCGCCGCCGCCGCCGGCAGCGGGGGGCUGCUGCUGUCGCUGAGCGAGAGCGAGCAGCAGCGCUACUCCGAGCUCUUCUCGCGGUGCUGCCCGCCCCCCGAGGCGGCGGCCGCCGGGGGCAGCAGCGUGGGCGAACUGUUCCGGGCCUCCCAGCUGCCCCCGGACACGCUGCACCAGAUUACAGAAAUUUGUGGAGCCAAGCGUGUGGGUUAUUUUGGUCCUGCUCAGUUUUAUAUUGCUUUGAAGUUAAUUGCGGCAGCACAGUCAGGGUUCCCAGUACGGAUUGAGAGCAUUAAGAAUGAAUUGCCUCUGCCGCGGUUUGUGGCGCUGAAAAAUGACAGUGAAGUACGUUACGGGACUCCAGCAGAACCCCAUGGAGUUAAAUUUCAGGUUCCACAUGCAACUUUGGAAAAAAAUUCCUACAAAAGAACAGAUGAAGGGGACAAACAGGAACCCAAGUCUCCAUCAAUGUCUCCAAUCUGCUCACCUCCUGCUUCUCCAUCUACUUACCAGAGAAUACCCUUAAGUUAUGGAUAUGGUAAAUCAAGGAGUGGGCCGGAGCAGCAGCACGGAGCUCCUUAUGAAGUCAGACAUUCUACUCACCAGCAAGAUGGACAAUCAGGGAAUUUUGGAGCCAAAUCUGCAGUCAGCUGUUCAACUCUUAAUCGGUCUCUUUCAGCAGAGCGGGAGCAGCAGGACAGCAGCACCCACUACUCAGAUGACCCUUGGAGGAUAACAGAGGAGCAACGAGACUACUACAUCAACCAGUUCAGGUCCCUGCAGCCUGACCUGAACUCCUUUAUAUCCGGUUCCGUGGCAAAGAAUUUCUUCACAAAAUCGAAGCUCCCCAUCCCUGAGCUUUCUCACAUCUGGGAGCUGAGCGACGUGGAUUGCGAUGGGGCGCUGACACUCGCCGAGUUCUGCGCUGCUUUCCACCUCGUGGUGGCAAGGAAGAACGGGUACCAGCUGCCGGAGACGCUGCCGGAGACGCUGCUGCCCGAGUACCUUCAAGCAGCUUCUUUGAAGCCCGUUUGUGACUGUGCACUGUUUGAUUCUUAUUCUGAGUUGUUGCCAGGUGGUCAGCAGACUCGGGACUUCAGUCGGACGGAGAAGGCAUCUGCUGAAGAGGUACCUGACAACUCUGCCCUGUUACAAGACUCAAAGAAAGAUGACAAACAAGCUCUUAAAGUAAGCACUGUUCUCAAAACGAUACCAAAGGAAUUCCAGCACUUGACUGUGAAAACAGCUGCUCAGGAAUCUUACGCACUGAAAGCCAGACCACGAUCCAGGUCAUAUUCUAGCACAUCAAUAGAAGAUGCCAUGAAAAAGGGAGAAGAGCCCCCUACUCCACCUCCAAGGCCACAGAAAUCACAUUCCAGAGCUUCCUCUUUGGAUCUAAACAAAAUAUUUCAACAAAAUACACAAGCUGUGAGGUCUGGCUGGCUGCCCCCACCACCUCCCGCACUGCCCCCUCGACCUUCUGCAUCUCAGACAGAGCCAGUAUCUGAGGUUGAAUUACAUCCUCAAAUGAAUAGACCCCCAUCACAGGCAGAAGAAAACAGUUCAGCAAAAAAGGAGGUUGUUCUUGCUCAGCCGCCCUCCAAACCCGCCCGCAGGAAGCUCCGGACAGAGACACAGGGGCUGGAGACCCCUGAGCAUUCUCCCACUAUAAAUGUGACUUCUUCCUUGCCAGCAGUCAAGCCUCACCUCCCAGUUCAAAAACAGUCUUCCAAGCAGAAAAGAGCUAUUCAGACCGCCAUAAGAAAAAACAAAGAAGCCAAUGCCGUCCUUGCCAGGUUGAACAGUGAGCUCCAGCAGCAGCUGAAGGAGGUUCACAAGGAACGAAUUGCCUUGGAAACGCAGCUGGAGCAGCUACGUCCCGUCACCGUCUUGUGACAUCCUCCACCAGCUGUGCAGCAGCAAGAGCAGAGCACAUGUCCCGACAGCCUUGCAAGGAGAGGGGCAGGCAUGGCUGGGCAGAGCUUUCACCGAGGUGGUGGUGGCAGGAAGGACCAGCUUGUCCAGUCUCCCUUCACCCCGCUGCUUUCAUUUGUAGGUGAAGAAGGUACAGAAAACAAAUGUCUGACUGCUGGAUCUUUCUGAGCGGAGGGCUGCUUUGCCUUCUUUCCUCCCUCUUCCCAGCCUAACAUGUAAAUGCAGUUUAUCACUGAAAGGAGUAACCUGAGAGUAUUUUAUUUCUGUAAAGAAUUCCUGAUUUAUACACAUUCUGGCAGCACCUCCUGUCCCUAUCAUUAUGAGGUACAGCAUUCCCGAAUCCAUGCUUACAUUUAAACCUCAUCCUCUGAGAUGAGCUUCUGGAUGUUACUGGAUCCUGUAGGAUUGUAUCAUGGUGGAGUACCUGCAGGUUUAAUGUGCUACAGGAAUUAAAACUCAGUAGACGUACAGAGUCUUUAUCUGCAAUCAUGUCAGAUAAUUAUUUUCUUAGCACUGUUUAUUAUGCAAUCAUGGAUGUAUUUUAAUGUUGGAGAACUUGUAUUUUGUAAAUUCAAAUCAUACAAGAGAACAGUAAAAAUGCUAAAAUUUUAUUAUUUUGGAAAUUACAAAAAAAAUAUUGUUUUUUGAGUUACCGUUGUUUCCUAUCACCAGCAUUUGAUCACUUGCUUGCAACUGCCAGUGUCUCUGCAUACUUUUAGCAUGUUUGAGAUCACUGGUUUAUAGCUUUUUGUCUCCUUGUAAUUUUUUUCCUUACUUUUUUUUUUUAACCAACAGUGUAUUUGUAAGAAGAGGUUAAAAAAUUCAUUCUGGGCAUUUUUGUAAAAGCUAUUUUGUGUGUGCAUUUGUAUUAGUCUGCUUUGUUGUCUUAAUAUCUGCUCAUUUGUUUUAAGGAUGCAUACAAGAACUGUAUUUCCAAAAGCAGAAAGAUAGCAAAAGUACUAUAUAUAAGGUUAUAAAAUGUGUGAUUAUAUUAAUUGUCCCUCUACAACAGGCUUUUGUUAAGGUUCCUUUGCACCUGGCUGGAGAUGCUGCUGAUAGGAUGAAGCUGCUAAUGCCUGUCUAUUUCCUAAAUGAAGAAGUAAAGAUUAAGUUUUUCCCUGGGUGUGAUGUAGUACCAACAGAAUUCCGUGGGAAUUUUUCUCAUGGAUGCAGCAGUCACUCGCUUCAGUCUCAAUUUUCACAGUGGAAGCUGGCUAAUUAAUGUUGCUUUAUUUCUUGGGCCAAUGCUCUUGUAUUGGGUGACUUCAGACAUAACAAUGUCAGCCCUGCUCCCUCCAUGGACACGAUGUGUGCUUCGGUGCAAGGGAAUGUCACCAACCUGUUAUCUGUCUUCAACAUGAUGCUGCACGUGUUUCAUAUCCUAUUGUUCACUGACCUAAUUUGAGUGCACACAUUUGCCUUGCAGAGACACUGCAGCAGGUUUUUACCAUUGUUGGUGUGAUGCUUUCUCCCUGCAGCUAUAGGAUGGCCCUAGGGCUGAGAGGAAGGAGAAGCAGGUUUGAAGCAGCUGGGUAGUCUCCCUUCCGGGUGUAUCAUGGAAGAGUUGAAGUGUGGGGUAUUAGAGGACACCAGAGCAGCCUGAUGUUUUGUUGAGAGGUAAGACAGACAUCAAUGGGAACAUUUGAAGUGACGAGGAAACAACCUGCUUUUGUGGAAAGUGAUAUGGAUGUGGGACAUGGAUCCAGAAGUCUAAGGUGAAAAUACGCAUUUGCAGAAUUCUUACUGAAAAUCUGUUUUUUGUAAUGCAUUGGUUUGGAUUCAGCUAAACACCACUAUGUCAAGAAGCAACAACCAUUCCUCUGGAUUUGCGACUGCUUCUGUGCAGCUGUUGCAUAGGUGGGGGCAGGGGCAAUUCCUGAUCAGUGACAAAAUGCAAGAGCUGCAAACUUUUCUGGGAAGCUGAAGAACAGCCACUGCACUCUUGCUCGUAGUGGUACUGUUCAGAAGUUACCAUAAUUUAUUUCAUAUGCUUAUAACAUUUGAGUCAUUACUGAGAUUUUAAUGAGGUUAAGUGCUCAUUCUUUGCUUUUUAAUCCUUACAUUGUCAUUUGGUUAAUAAGCCCCUACUCUUGGAUAGGAAGAAAUCAUAUGGCACAUUUGCUUUUUAUUUUGUGGGUGAUUUUUUGAGGAAAGUUUUUCAAUUAUUACAAAGAAGUUUGCACAUUACGUUUUUAAGGCAGUGGAGAACUUCUCAUGUUUAAUAGGAACUUCCUCUGUAUAACCCCUAUCUAUUUGGCUUGGGUUAUGAAUGGAGUAAAUGCUGCUCAAAGGAGAAGUGGAAAAGUCUGCUUUAAAUGUCUUUUUCAAAUGUCUCCCUUCUAACAUAGUUUUUUUUUUUGUUGACUGGAAAUUAGGAUACUUGGUUAGCCAACAAUGAAAUAUUUAUUCAGUUGUUGCUCUGUCACAGAACUUACUGAGUUUAAAAUCUAACCAUCCCUGCAUUUUUAGGGAUGCAAUCAAAUGCUUCACUCAGCUUCAGGACCUAGACUGUGAGUUGAUUUGUGUUAUGUUUGGGGAAAUGUUGGCUAUGAUGAUGAUACACUACUUCACAUAGCGAGUAAAGCUAAAUGUUGAAGGAGGAAUGCUGCGCUAUAUGUAUAAUGCAGGAAGUGACUUUUUUGUAUGUCUCAGUACUUAAGUAUUCAUGAUAGCCCAUGCAAAAUAAAAGAGUGCUUCUGGUUUUGGGGGGCUGUUACCAUUUUGAGAAGGACAGGAGAAGGCAUCAUGAAGCUACAGACAGUGCUUCUGGCAGUUGCUCCAUACAGCCACGCUCGUGGCUAGUAUUAACAGACCCUGGCUGAUCAAAGUACAGGUUCUAAAUCCAGUAUCACGUAUUUUCUCAAAAAAAUAGUUUUCCUUUGGAAAAAUGUGGAUACAGCGAAGUCCUUUCUUUCACAAACCUUUACUUUCUCGAACUUUGGAUGGGAGAUGCUCCUCAAGCCAAGACAGAUGAUCUAGUCAGAAUGGGAGACCUCACAAGCAGUUUUCUCAAUGUUCAGGGCACUUUCUUGAGCUACAGGGGAGCAAUCAGCUUUAUGGCCCUGAUGUCCCUGACCCAGAACAACAACUAGGACCUACCUGUCCCACCUUACAGCCCUACCAAGGAAUGAUAGCAGCUUCUCAUGCAUGAGGUCUGAUUGCCUCAUUUCACAGUUUCUGUGGGUAUUAAUGCAGAGCAGGACAUGCCCAGCAAUAGAGGAUAACUGGGAAGGUAAUAGAGAUGCUUCCUAGCAUCUGAGAGGAUGUGCAGACCAUGAACCUGGUGCCUCUUCCUAAGUCUUCAAUUUCAUGCAGCUAUUCUGGUUUGGACAUAAAAUAUUUUUGUCUGCAGGACAUGACUAGGCAGAGCAGGUAGGGAUCUUCCUCAGUGUAGGUGUGCACUCACGUAUCUUUCUUUUGAUCGUGUUUCUUUAUGGCUCUGUUCAUGUUCAUAUCACCCAGUACCUUUCUAUGAAAUACUUGUUUCAGUACAUGGUAAUUCAGUGGUGAAAAAACAAAAAUGCCCAGCUAAGUAUAGUGGCUGGUUGCCUUUGUAGAUCAAGCCAUUUUUAUAUGAGCCUUUAAAUAUAAAUAAUGACCUCAUAAUUAAGCAAGGCGUGAACACUUUCCAUUUCAGAGGCAUUCCUUUAAACAAACUGCCUGUGAACACACAUUAAUCCUUCAUGAUCAUUGUCCUCCUAGUUAUUAAAUAUAUGCUAGGAUGCAAGGGAAACAUGACCACCUCUUUCCAGACAGUUCUCAGUUCUCUCUUCCAUGAAGUUUUGCUGACAUAGCAAGAAUGGCAGUGAUUAGUGGAUUUAGCCCUGUUAUUGGAAACUUGGUGAAUAUCCUGUUUAACUCAAAAGGUUAUCUGUAAACUGUCUUUAUGUGCAUGGCAGUAGUUCUGCAGCUGGGAAUUCUGUAUCCAUGUUGGAGAGAAGAGCUUGUUUGGCUAUCAUUGACUGUCCCAGAUUGAUACUUCCAGGGCUAACUGGUGCAGAGUGGUGAUGACUUGCAUGGUAAAAUGACCCCAAAGGGAUAUUUGGGGUUUGGAACCCUUCACAGGAAGCAUUUAGAAUGGACAUAUGAUAAGAAGAUUGCUUUUUUUGUGGUGUAUAAGCUGCUUCCCUCCCAGCUGAGCUUCCAGAUCAGGUGAAAGAGAGCCUGUAAAAGUUGCUAGUGAGGGAAUGAGAAGUGUCCAUUUUACAGCACUAUCAGCCUUUGUCCUUCACUACACAUGGUCUUUGAUAAGACAAUAUACAAAGUUAUAAAAGAAAGAAGAGAGGCCCUUAUGAAGCCACAUAUUUUGUUGACUAAGGAGUAAAGUAUUUUUUCAGGAAAAAAACCAGCAACCUAAGUGCUGUAGUACCUUUAAGAAGAGAUGAUGUAUUUUGAAGCUUUUUUCAUUUAUCUCUAUGAUAGCGCAGUAUGAACAUAGGCAUUAUGUUUUACUCUGUUGCUGAUUUUUUUAUAUAAAAGAAUCACAUUGCAAGCCAGUAUCGUUGUUAAUCUAAAAAAAAUACCCUGAGGCUAUUAUAUCUUUGAAUUUUAACUUAGAAAGUAGAUAGCCAGAUUUAAGCAAUUUGUUUUCACAGCUGCAGACUGUCCACGUGGUAAGCUGCAAAAUGUAUACUGUUCUAUACUGUGCCCGUCUAAUUUUGGAAAACGUAUGUGAUAUGGAGCUGGGUGCUACAUUGAAAUAAAAGUGUCCAAUAACUUCAAA
Molecule: messenger RNA, 6708 nt
Organism: Apus apus (common swift)
Lineage: Eukaryota; Metazoa; Chordata; Aves; Apodiformes; Apodidae
Gene: REPS2
Product: RALBP1 associated Eps domain containing 2
Exons: 18
Coding region: 24-1946 (640 amino acids)
Biological process (GO): endosomal transport; endocytosis
Cellular component (GO): cytoplasm; plasma membrane
Molecular function (GO): calcium ion binding; protein binding
Source: RefSeq, a predicted model, not a curated record